This is a messenger RNA of Elgaria multicarinata webbii, 1286 nucleotides long. It is a transcript of the gene TM6SF1, whose product is annotated as transmembrane 6 superfamily member 1. NCBI's taxonomy places the organism in Eukaryota, Metazoa, Chordata, Lepidosauria, Squamata, Anguidae. Bases 43 to 1155 code for a protein of 370 amino acids. Gene Ontology annotation, cellular component: lysosomal membrane. The transcript has 10 exons. The record is from RefSeq and is a predicted model, not a curated record.
GCCAAGGCGAGCAGCCAGCGAGGGAGCCCGCCAGCUGCUGGGAUGAGCGCCCCGGCGGCCACCGGCGUCUUCGUCUUGUCCCUCUCCGCCAUCCCCGUCACUUACCUCUUCAACGCGCUGGCUGCCAGCGGCAGCUCCUGGAUCAUUGUAGGAAUCGGAUUGUUGGUUCUAUUCUUGGUGGGUCUAGCAGCUCGGUUUCUGGUGAAAAGAAAACCACCGCGAGACCCACUGUUUUAUGUUUAUGCUGUGUUUGCAUUCACCAGCAUUGUGAACUUGAUCAUUGGGCUUGAACACGAUGGAGUAAUCGAUGGAUUUAUGACCCAUUACUUGAAAGAGGGGGAACCUUAUCUGAACACCGCUUAUGGCCACAUGAUUUGCUAUUGGGACGGCUCUGUUCAUUAUCUGAUGUACCUCUUGAUGGUGGCAGCUAUUGCAUGGGAGGAAAAUUACCGGACUAUCGGUCUGUAUUGGCUGGGAUCCAUCACGAUGAGUAUCAUAGUCUUUGUGCCUGGAAAUAUUGUGGGAAAAUACGGAACAAAAGUUUGUGCCGCGUCUUUGUUAAACAUACCAUACAUUUGUCUCCCAAUAUGGGCUGGUUUCAAAAUCUAUAAUCAGCCUCCAGUGAAUGGUGACUCUCCAGUCAAGGUAAUUCAAGAAGUGCAGCAAAAGAAACUCUUGAGAAGACCCAUAGACCUCCUGUUGGCUAUAUACUUCAUCUUUGCAACUGGUUUUUGCCUGUUUAGAGGCAUGAUUGCCUUGGACUGCCCUGUUGAACUCUGCCGACUUUACAGCCAGCUUCAUGAGCCGUACAUCAAGGAUCCGUGCGCCUAUCCUAAACUUCAGAUGCUGGCAUACAUGUUCUACUCUGUGCCAUACUACAUAAUCUCGCUGUAUGGUUUGCUCGUGCCUGGAUGCUCCUGGAUGCCUGAUUUAACUCUCAUACAUGCUGGAGGACUAGCCCAGGCUCAGUUUUCACACAUUGGUGCUUCUCUACAUGCCAGAACACCUUACAUCUACCGAGUUCCUGAAGAAGGGAAGAUGUGGUUUCUUAUACUCAACAUUAUGUAUGGACUCCUGCCGCAGCUGCUGGCUUAUAGGUGUGUCCACAGUCCAGAAUUUUUCUUGAAGGCAAAGCCACAAGAGAAGGCGGAGUAGGAAGACUGGAGCUACAUGCUUAAAUUGGUGUCACUGGACUCCCAUUACAAACUCUACAUGGGCUCAUCCAGAAAGGAGUGUCCCAAGCCGGUGUUAUGUAUCAUUGCUGAAAAUAAAAGACUUCUUCCGUC